Messenger RNA from Alternaria burnsii, 798 nucleotides. RefSeq lists its product as uncharacterized. The record is from RefSeq and is a predicted model, not a curated record. The transcript is spliced from 2 exons. NCBI's taxonomy places the organism in Eukaryota, Fungi, Ascomycota, Dothideomycetes, Pleosporales, Pleosporaceae. Gene Ontology annotation, molecular function: oxidoreductase activity. The coding region runs from base 1 to 798 and encodes 265 amino acids.
AUGUCAGACUCUACCAAAUACACUUACAAGCUCCUGAACCGGCGAGUACUCGUAAUCGGCGGGUCUUCAGGCAUCGGUUUCUGCGUCGCAGAAGCAUCCUUGGAGCAUGGCGCGAUAGUCACGAUAUGCUCUUCCAACGAGGAUCGCAUCAACCAGGCAGUCAAGAAGCUACAACGCAGUUAUCCUUCCGCUAAAAACAAGGUGUUUGGUGUUCGAGUUGAUCUCUCGAACCCAGAUACGCUCGAGACAGAGCUAAACGCAAUGUUGGAUAGCACAAAAGAGAAGCUAGAAGGACAAUUUUUGGACCAUGUGGUCUUUACAGCCGGCAAUAUGGCACCUACGAUCAAGCUAGAAGACAUGACCAUGCAAAACAUUUUGCAAGCAGGUCAAGUCCGUUUCUUUGCUCCUCUUCUCCUGGCGAAAUUCCUUCCCAGCUAUGUUAAGCCCUCGUACACAUCUUCGUACACUAUCACUACGGGCACUACAUCAGAAAAACCUGUGUCUGACUGGAGUGUCGUGGGAUCUUACGCUGGCGGCCAUCAUAGCAUGGUUCGCAACCUGGCAUUGGAUCUUCGGCCUAUCAGGGUCAAUGGUGUCAGCCCAGGGGCCGUAGAUACCGAGCUAUGGGCAAUGUCUGCGAGCGAAAAGAAAGCAGCCAUGGAUGCAAUAGCAGAGAAGAUGACAACGGGUCGACCUGGGCAGCCAGAGGAUGUUGCGGAGUCUUAUUUGGCCAUUAUGAAAGACGUGAAUAUGGACGGUAGCGUGAUCAGAACGGAUGGUGGAUAUAUGCUCACGUAG